CCCGGCCCCUCCUCCUUCCAAGAACUGGGAAGAGCUGGUCACAAAUCCUCCUAAUCUGCCAGCGUCUCAGUCGCCAUCUCACACCAGCACUGAGCCCCGGCAGCCAGGGGACCACACACGUCCCACCCAGUGACUGCCCGGCUGCUGCCCACUCUCCCUCACCCAUGGGGAACAGCAAAAGCGGGGCCCUGUCCAAGGAGAUCCUGGAGGAGCUGCAGCUGAACACCAAGUUCACGGAGGAGGAGCUGUGUGCCUGGUACCAGUCCUUCCUAAAGGAGUGCCCCAGCGGCCGCAUCACCCAGCAGGAGUUCCAGAGCAUCUACGCCAAGUUCUUCCCGGACGCCGACCCCAAGGCCUAUGCCCAGCACGUGUUCCGAAGCUUUGAUGCCAACAGCGAUGGCACCCUGGACUUCAAGGAGUAUGUCAUCGCCCUGCACAUGACCACCGCAGGCAAGCCCAACCAGAAGCUGGAGUGGGCCUUCUCCCUCUAUGACGUGGACGGCAACGGGGCCAUCAGCAAGAAUGAAGUGCUCGACAUUGUCACGGCUAUUUUCAAAAUGAUCAAUCCUGAGGAUGUGAAGCAUCUCCCAGACGAUGAAAACACACCAGAAAAGCGAGCUGAGAAGAUCUGGAAUUUCUUUGGAAAGAAAGAGGAUGAUAAGCUUACAGAGGAAGAAUUCAUCGAGGGGACCCUGGCCAAUAAGGAGAUUCUGCGACUGAUCCAGUUUGAGCCUCAAAAAGUGAAGGAAAGAUUAAAGGAAAAGAAACCCUGA
Molecule: messenger RNA, 773 nt
Organism: Otolemur garnettii (small-eared galago)
Lineage: Eukaryota; Metazoa; Chordata; Mammalia; Primates; Galagidae
Gene: RCVRN
Product: recoverin
Exons: 3
Coding region: 165-773 (202 amino acids)
Molecular function (GO): calcium ion binding
Source: RefSeq, a predicted model, not a curated record